UUAUGCCUAGCAUCGUUAUCUGUCAUUUUCUGGCAGAUUGCUAGGGGAGAGUAACAAGUUAGAUCCAUCCCUCUCUGUACUGUUGCUUAGCCUCUCCUUUAGUUCAGGAUGGAUGGGGCUGGGGGUGGCGUGGGGUCAACGGGCGGUGAGGGUCGCCCCACCCGAAACGGCGAUUCCAAGCGGCGCAGUAAGGGAAGCCUCCCCUCCCCGGGGUACCGCCUGUCCCAGGCCUCGCUGGAAGGGGAGCGUGCGGAUGGUGGCAGGAGACGCCUCUCCAUCUUGAGCUCCAAGCAAGACGGCCUCCCUUUCCGAACGGCGGGCACCCCGACCACCCCGGUGCCCCUGCCCCCGCCCCCCGCGCCCUCCUCGCAGCGCUCCGUGGGCUUCGCCUCGUCCCGCGCCGCCCUGGCCUCCACCUCCUCCACGGGGACGGGCGUCGUCAUCGUGGCCACGGGACCCGAGACCACCACCACCACCACCACGGCCUGCAACACCAACGCCGCCGGCACCCCCGACGCCAUGCUGGACGGGGAGGACUACAGCUACUCCAACCAGUCCACCUUCAUCCAGAGGCAGUUCGGCGCCAUGCUGCAGCCCGGGGUGAACAAGUUCUCCCUGCGCAUGUUCGGCAGCCACAAGGCCGUCGCCAUGGAGCAGGAGAGGCUGAAAUCGGCAGGAGUCUGGAUCAUCCAUCCCUACAGCGACUUCAGGUUCUACUGGGAUCUUCUGAUGCUUCUGCUGAUGAUGGGCAACCUGAUCAUCCUGCCGGUCGGCAUCACCUUCUUCGAGAACGAGAACACGCUCCCCUGGAUCAUCUUCAACGUGGUGUCCGACACCCUGUUCCUGGUGGACCUGGUGCUCAACUUCCGCACGGGGAUCGUGAAGGAGGACAGCACGGAGAUCCUGCUGGACCCCCGCGCCAUCCGCCAGCGCUACCUGAAGAGCUGGUUCCUGGUGGACUUUGUCUCCUCCAUACCCGUGGAUUACAUCUUCCUGAUGGUGGACCUGGAGGCCCGGAUAGACUCGGAGGUGUAUCGCACGGCCCGCGCCCUGCGCAUCGUCCGCUUCACCAAGAUCCUCAGCCUCUUACGACUGCUGCGUCUUUCCAGGCUCAUCCGCUACAUCCACCAAUGGGAAGAGAUCUUCCACAUGACCUACGACCUGGCGAGCGCCAUGGUGCGCAUCGUGAACCUGAUAGGCAUGAUGCUGCUGCUCUGUCACUGGGACGGCUGCCUGCAGUUCCUGGUGCCCAUGCUGCAGGAAUUUCCCUCUGACUGCUGGGUGUCCAAGAACAACAUGGUGAACGACACAUGGGGCAUUCAGUACUCCUAUGCCCUGUUCAAGGCCAUGAGCCACAUGCUGUGCAUCGGGUAUGGCGCCCAGGCACCCGAGGGCAUGACGGACGUGUGGCUGACCAUGCUCAGCAUGAUCGUGGGCGCCACCUGCUACGCCAUGUUCAUCGGCCACGCCACCGCCCUCAUCCAGUCCCUGGACUCCUCCCGUCGCCAGUACCAGGAGAAGUAUAAACAGGUGGAACAGUACAUGUCCUUCCACAAGCUGCCAGCGGACGUGCGUCAGAAGAUCCAUGAGUACUACGAGCAUCGGUACCAGGGCAAGAUGUUCGACGAGGAAAAUAUACUGGGAGAGCUAAGCGAACCGCUCAAGGAGGAGAUCGUCAGCUUCAACUGCCGCAGCCUGGUGGCCAACAUGCCGCUGUUCGCCAACGCGGACCCCAACUUCGUGACGGCAGUGCUGACCAAGCUGCGCUUCGAGGUGUUCCAGCCGGCCGACUUCAUCAUCCGCGAGGGCACAGUGGGCCGCAAGAUGUACUUCAUCCAGCACGGCAGGGUCAGCGUGCUCACCCGCGGCAACAAGGAGACCAAGCUCAGCGAUGGAUCCUACUUUGGCGAGAUUUGCCUGUUGACACGCGGACGGCGCACGGCCAGCGUCCGGGCCGACACCUACUGCCGCCUGUACUCGCUGUCGGUGGACAGCUUCAACGAGGUCCUGGAGGAGCACCCCAUGAUGAGGCGGGCCUUCGAGACCGUGGCUGUGGACCGACUGGACCGCAUCGGUAAGAAGAACUCCAUCCUCCUGCGGAAGACCUCCCAGGGGGGGUCUGUGGCGGGGAGCAGCAUGGGAAGGGGCGGAGGGGGUGGCAGCCGGGGUGGCGGAGCAGGGGGUGGCGUGGGCCUGGGCUCGUGCGACAGCAUCCUCGUGCAGCAGAUCGUCAAACACGACAGCAUGCCGGCCCAGGACGGCGGAGCUCCGGGGGCCGGAAAAGCAGGGGUCGCCGGAAGCGGGGGGACCAUCUCCCCCAGGCCGCGCCCGGUGAUUUGGGCGCCCCUCGUCCACGCUCCCUUGCAGACGGCAGCGGCCACCACCAACGUGGCCAUUGCCCUGAUGCACCAGCAGCAACAGCAGCAGCAGCAACUGCAGCAGCUGCAGCAGCAGCAUGCCCUGGGGGCAGCCGUCUUUCUGCCCUCAACCCUCCCCAUCUCCCCGUCCCCCUCCUCCUGCCCCAUCUCGCCCCCCCGGCCCCCACUCCUGCACCCUCGCCAGUCCGUUAGCUCGCUCAUUGGGGUGGUGGGAGGACUGUCACCCAGGGGGGUCGCCCCCACCUCCAUCACUUCAACCCCCUCUCCUUCAUCAGUGGGUCCCGCUGGGGUGGGUGGGGCUGUAGGGGGCGUUACACCCGUGGCCAAAACACCACCCACACCCGCCUCUAUGCCGGCCCCCCUUCAGGCAGGCAGAACUCUGCACUACAGUCUUCGUCUUCACACUGAUACUCCGACAAGUGGCGCUCUGUUAUCAGGAGGGGCGACCACUCCUCCUCUCCACAAAUGCCCAACAGCAGUUCCCGAUGCCCGCAGUCUCGGAGCUGGCCAGCAGAGGGCCAAGGAGGCGCUGUUGCGCCACGGAGGAGGGAGUACGCAGGCGCUGCCGGCUUUGGGCAGAUUGACCCAGGAGGCAAGGCUUCUGUCGGCCUCGCAGCCCACACUGCCACACAGAGGCUGGGCGGGGGUACAGCCCUGUCCACCUCUGCACCGCAAGGCCUCUGGGGGCAACUUACUCCCUACCCCUUUCCAGGUGUCCCCGGGGCAGUUGGCAAGAGGGGGCAGUGUGGGGGUGUUGAGCACUAACGUCCCCGCUGCACAACAGCUGCCCCCUUCUGCACAGAUGCCAACUCAAGCCUCAUUUCCGCAGCAGUCUCAGAUAGGCCCCCAAGUACAAGCACAGCCCUCAUCUUCCCCCAGCCCAGUCAGUACCCAGUCCCCCUGCCCCAAGCCCACCUCCACCUCCUCCUCUCCCGCCCCCACACCACCCACUCCUGCCCCAACCCUUCCUCAAGCACCAUCCUCCAAACCCUGUCCCACACCCCCCUCUCUCCCCUCCUCCCCUCCCUCCUCCAAGGUUCCGACCCCACCGCCUUCCUCCCCAGCCCUUGCCCAGACCCCACGCCCUAAGCUCUCCCCCACUCCCCCGUCUUCCUCCCCUCUCGCCUGUACACCCCCUACCCCAACCCCCUCCUCCCCUGCAGUCGCUGGCUCCCAGAUGCCCCGCGCGCUCACCUCUGCAACGCAGGCCCCUUCUGCCUCUCCAAAAGGGGGCAGCAAAGACACAGAUCUGACCCUUACCAGGGGUAAGGACACCGAGGCACUUAGACACAAACUUCCUGCCAACAUGUGA
This is a messenger RNA of Megalops cyprinoides (Indo-Pacific tarpon), 3690 nucleotides long. RefSeq names its product potassium/sodium hyperpolarization-activated cyclic nucleotide-gated channel 3-like. Lineage: Eukaryota; Metazoa; Chordata; Actinopteri; Elopiformes; Megalopidae. Gene Ontology annotation, molecular function: voltage-gated potassium channel activity. Gene Ontology annotation, biological process: transmembrane transport; potassium ion transport. The record is from RefSeq and is a predicted model, not a curated record. Gene Ontology annotation, cellular component: membrane. The coding region runs from base 109 to 3690 and encodes 1193 amino acids. The transcript has 8 exons.